ACCUGAUAACUAUUAUAAGUUAUUUUCAGAAGUAUAUAGCACAGAUACAACAGAGAUGUAUUGUCCUUCAUUACAAAAUAGAAAAUCACGCAAUAUGCCAAAAAAAGCAGAAAAAAAGUUCAGAGUUUUAUAUGCCUGUCGAAAAAUAUCAGAUGAGCAAUAUCAAUUACUUCAGACUUUUAUUGACUCUAUAGAAUAUAGUUGUGGAGUUACAUUUAAGGAUAUUUCAGAUUUAACAGAAAUAUCAGAACAAAAUAAAUUAAAUAAUAAGGAAGUAGAAUCAGAAGAAAUUGUGAUCAAGAAAAUAAAAAAAACAGAACGCAAAGUUGAUCCUAUAGCUGAAUUAUUCAAAUUGUUCAAAUAG
Molecule: messenger RNA, 364 nt
Organism: Funneliformis geosporum
Lineage: Eukaryota; Fungi; Glomeromycota; Glomeromycetes; Glomerales; Glomeraceae
Source: the annotation of a GenBank genome assembly